UCACAAAGAAGAGAGAGAAAAUGGCGAAGCAGAAGUCUUGCCCUUUUUGGUCGUCGCAUGUAUUGUAGUCUUCUGCUAGUUCUUGUCUUGAACUCCCCCAGUGGGAAACCCGGACGAAAAUUCAAGGAAAGCAAAAUUUGAUGAUGAAAAUUGUCAGCUUACCGUAUUUGACCCGCCAAUCAACAGUGAUAGAUUUCAACCAUUUUUUAUUUCCUCUCCACUUUCACACUAUCAUAAUCCCAGUCGUCUCCAUUUAACAACGAAGAUCCAAUCCUUAAACUUCGGGAAAACGGCAGCCUUAGAAGACAUGAAUUUUCGUAUUCUUUGAAGCUGGAAUUAGGUUUGAAAUUCUGGGUUUUCUUAAUUAGUGAAGCAGUUUUGAUUACUUGAUGAUUUUUGUGGUGUUCGAGGUCGGUAAUUUCCUGUUAAAUUUGUGUGUUUUUUGGUUGCGAUUGUGAAUUGUGCUAGCUCGGUUGAAGAAUUGAAGUUUCUUUCUGUUUAAUGUUUUGAUUUUCGGCUCUUGUUGAAUUUGUUUCUCCUAAGGUUUUCUUAAUUGUUGAAGCAUGGUGGUUUGAGUAAGUAUAAUUGAUUAAUGAAUUCCUGCCCCUUUCUCUUUUUUCUUUUUCAGUUAUCAAUUGGUUGCUUUUGCUUACAUUCAUAAUCCCAACUCCCAAGCCAUAAGCACUUAAAUUGAUAUACAUGUAAAGUAAUGAGUAUUUGUUAGUUCGACCUGGGUUUUCUCUUUGAUCGAUAAGUGUGGUUUAUCCAAUCAUAUGAUGAAGCUGUUCGUCUCCCAAAAAUCUUGAAUCGGUGUAUGUUCUCGUUCCUCGUUUCUGAUGGCUGUUGUAUCAAUGAGAAUCUUAUUAGGCUCUGGAGCCCCCUCAGCUUUCAUCAGAAUUUUUGUUUGGUUGCUCCUAACUGAAUCAUUUGGCUUGUUUGCUCAAAAUGAUGUUGACUGCCUCAGAGCAAUCAAAAGUUCCUUGGAAGACCCGUUGGGCAACUUAGGCUCAUGGGAUUUUAGCAACAACAGUCGAACAUCUAUCUGUAAGUUUACUGGGAUCGAAUGCUGGCACGAGGAUGACAACAAGAUAUUGAAUAUCAGAUUGCCAGACAUGGGCCUUAAGGGUGAUUUUCCUCAAGGUAUUGCCGGUUGCAAGGCCCUGACGGGCCUAGAUCUUUCCAGAAACAGUAUCAGAGGAAGCAUCCCAAAUGAUAUCUCAAAGCUAAUUGGUUUUGUCACUAGCCUUGAUCUUUCGUCAAACCAGUUGUCCGGAGAGAUUCCUGUGAAUCUUGGGAAUUGCUCGUUCCUAAACAUCCUGAGACUCGACAGCAACCAGUUGACUGGUCAAAUCCCUCUUGAGCUCGGUGCACUCAGCCGGCUCAAGACAUUUAGCGUGGCAAAUAAUCGAUUGAGCGGACAAGUUCCCACAUUUGCAAAUGCUUCUAUCCCAGCAGAAAACUACGCAAAUAAUCCUGGGCUAUGUGGUGGUCCUUUGCCUCGUUGUAGUGGCAAGUCGAAGGCUAACCAUACUCCUAUCAUUAUUGCGGCGGCCGUUGGUGGGUUGACCAUUGCAGCUUUGGGUUUCGUGAUUGGUAUGUUCUUUUUGCGCAGAGUUUCUAGAAAAAAGAAGGAAGACGACCCUCUGGGCAACAAAUGGGCGAGGAGUAUCAAGGGCGCAAAACGCUUCAAGCUUUCGAUGUUUGAGAAUACAGUUACAAAAAUGAAUCUAGGCGAUCUUAUGAAGGCCACAAACAACUUCAGCAAUGAGAAUAUAAUUGGGUCGAGGCGAACUGGGACAACGUACAAGGCAACACUUGAAGGUGGGACAUCUUUUAUGGUAAAGAGAUUGCAGGACACUCAACAUUCGGAGAAAGAAUUCAUGUCCGAGAUGGCUACUUUAGGAAAUAUAAAACACCGCAACUUGGUUCCUCUUCUAGGUUUUUGUGUAGCUAAGAAGGAGCGCCUCUUAGUUUAUACAUACAUGCCUAAUGGAGCUCUACACGAUAAAAUACACACGGGCGAUGAUGGUAAAGUUAUGGACUGGCCUCUGCGGCUGAAAGUUGGGAUCAGGGCAGCAAAAGGGUUCGCGUGGCUUCACCACAGUUGCAAUCCACGUAUCAUCCAUAGAAAUAUCAGUUCGAAAUGCAUUUUGUUGGAUGCAGAUUACGAACCAAAAAUAUCCGAUUUCGGACUUGCGAGGCUCAUGAAUCCGGUUGAUACUCAUUUGAGCACUUUUGUGAAUGGUGAAUUCGGGGACUUGGGUUAUGUUGCACCUGAAUAUGCUCGAACACUGGUGGCCACGCCAAAAGGGGAUGUCUACAGUUUUGGCGUCGUUCUUCUGGAGCUGGUGACAGGCGAGAGACCUACACAUGUAGCUAAAGCACCGGAAAGCUUCAAGGGAAGCCUAGUGGAGUGGAUAUCGGAGCUCUCGGACGCCUCCAAGCUUCACGAUGCAAUUGACACGUCCUUGGUCGGGAAAGGCCACGACAGCGAGCUGUUCCAGUUUCUGAAGGUUGCUUGUAGUUGUGUGCUGCCGGGGCACAAGGAGCGGCCCACCAUGUUUGAGGUGUACCAGCUCCUCAGAGCUAUUGGGCAGCGCUAUGAUUUCACUACAGAUGAUGAUUUGUUGAUGCUGCAAGAUCCAGCAGCGGCGGCUGCUGCUGACAACGUCGUUGAACUCAUUGUUGCUCGAGACAAGUAGUAGCACAUCUACCAGCAAAAGCCCAGAUGGUGAGUGUGUGUAAUUAUGUGGUGUUUCAAUAAUAUUUGUGUGCUUAAUUUUAGAUAGGUGUUCGUAGAGUUCUCGAAUCAAGAUGAUGAGAUUUUUUGUGCCAAUGGAUUCAUGAUGCUGAUAUAAUACGUUUGUAAUUAAGUGGUGUUUUAAUCA
Molecule: messenger RNA, 2888 nt
Organism: Salvia miltiorrhiza (redroot sage)
Lineage: Eukaryota; Viridiplantae; Streptophyta; Magnoliopsida; Lamiales; Lamiaceae
Product: probably inactive leucine-rich repeat receptor-like protein kinase At5g48380
Exons: 4
Coding region: 837-2702 (621 amino acids)
Biological process (GO): protein phosphorylation
Molecular function (GO): ATP binding; protein binding; protein kinase activity
Source: RefSeq, a predicted model, not a curated record